UUGAGUGCCAAAUCUCCCGCCAAAACCAGAGAGCCAAAUUACCGAAGGCUUCGAGGGGAGAAAGGAAACCUCGCAAGGCCAGGCUCAGAUACUGAUCAACAGAGCAAAAGCAUGAGCGUGAGCAUGGGUAUGGACUACGCCUCCAUAGACUCGAGCGGCUACUGGGACGUCUUGACCUCCUACUUCCCCCAGCAGUUAUUCCCGGCCGUCGAAGAAAGUUGGCUCAAGCUCAUUUCUGAGCUCUUUUGCUUCUUUUCUACUCCACCAGGCCAAGAUCUCGCUUCUCAGGUUAAAGAUGAUGAUGGUGUCUUCGUUUUGUCAAUGGACUUUCAACAAUUUCAAAAAAUAUGUGGGAUUGAGGAAUUUUACUUAAUGUUGGAGGAUAAACCUAAAAUAGCUCUCUUGUGUAUGAGUGCUGCAAUUCACAAGGUUCUGUUGACCAAAUGGGAGAAGAAGAAUGUGGAGAAUGGUGUGAAAGUUAAAAUACAUCUCCACAACUACCCUGAAAUUAUGAUUGCUCUAAAGAACUUAAAAGCGGCUUAUAUUGACAAGCUUGUAUCUGUUCGUGGUACUGUUGUAAAGGCUAGCACUGUCAGACCUCUAGUGGUGCAAAUGAGUUUUGACUGUGCAAAGUGUAAAACAGAAAUUAUGCGUAUUUUUCCUGAUGGAAAAUUUUCACCACCACCGAGUUGUGAUUUAAAUGGGUGCAAGAGUAAGAAUUUCAAUCCAAUUCGGUCUACUGCUCAAACAAUAGAUUUUCAGAAAAUAAGGCUGCAGGAACUUUUAAAGUCUGAAGAUCAUGAAGAAGGCCGGGUGCCUCGAACAGUAGAAUGUGAACUGACUCAAGAUCUUGUUGAUGCCUGCAUACCUGGUGAUGUGGUGACUGUCACUGGAAUUAUCAGAGUAAUCAACAAUUACAUGGAUAUUGGAGGAGGAAAAUCAAAAAGUAAAAAUCAAGGGUUUUACUAUUUGUAUCUAGAAGCUGUUUCAAUAAAAAACUCCAAAUCUCAGUCCACAGCUGAGGAUUUGCAAGAGUCAAAUUCUAAAGCUAGAGCUACGGAGCUGCUCGAUUUAUUCUCAUUUUCUCCACGGGACUUGGAAUUCAUUGUGAAGUUCUUGGAGGAACAUGGUUCAGAUAUAUUCAAGCAAAUACUUCAAUCCAUAUGUCCAUCCAUUUAUGGGCAUGAGCUUGUUAAAGCGGGAAUAACACUAGCACUGUUUGGAGGUGUAAGGAAGCAUUCAAAGGAUAGGAACAAGGUUCCUGUCAGAGGAGACAUUCAUGUCAUAGUUGUUGGAGAUCCUGGCCUAGGCAAGAGCCAACUACUGCAAGCAGCAGCUGCAGUAUCUCCUCGUGGAAUUUAUGUGUGUGGUAAUGCCACUACUAAAGCUGGUCUCACUGUGGCUGUUGUGAAGGAUCCCAUGACAAGCGAUUAUGCUUUCGAGGCUGGUGCCAUGGUACUUGCAGACAGUGGAUUGUGCUGUAUUGAUGAGUUCGACAAAAUGUCUGCAGAACAUCAGGCACUUCUGGAAGCCAUGGAACAACAGUGUGUCUCUAUUGCAAAGGCUGGACUUGUAGCAAGUUUAUCAGCACGAACUUCUAUCUUAGCAGCAGCAAAUCCUGUUGGUGGUCAUUACAACCGUGCAAAAACUGUUAAUGAAAAUUUGAAGAUGAGUGCCGCUCUGCUUUCACGAUUUGAUUUGGUCUUCAUAUUACUUGAUAAACCCGAUGAACUUCUGGAUAAGCGAGUCUCAGAGCACAUAAUGUCACUUCAUUCUGGAUAUGGAGAACAUUCACCAGCAACAAAAAAGCGUAAAGAUGCAGCAUCCCAAAGCGCUGGAGGCAUAGAUAUACAUGUAAAUGGUGGUUCUUUAGUGUCUAGGUUGAGACUUGAUCCGAAGAAGGAUAGUGAUUUUUUUCCAGUACCUGCACAACUUCUUCGCAAAUAUAUUACUUAUGCACGAACAUAUGUUUUUCCUAGAAUGUCAAAGCCUGCAGCGGAAAUCCUGCAGAAGUUUUACUUACAACUCAGAGGCCAUGGUGCAUCAGCUGAUGGUACACCAAUAACUGCAAGGCAACUGGAAAGUCUGGUGAGGCUAGCAGAGGCUCGAGCUCGGCUAGAGUUAAGAGAAGAAAUAACGGCCCAAGAUGCACUGGACGUGGUUGAAAUAAUGAAAGAAUCCUUGUAUGAUAAGUAUGUUGAUGAGCAUGGCAUUGUGGAUUUUGGUCGGAGUGGGGGGAUGAGUCAACAGAAAGAAGCAAAACGGUUUUUAAGUGCUCUCAAUAAGCAAUCAGAACUGGACCAGAAAGAUUGUUUUUCUAUUUCUGAAAUUUACGGUUUGGCGGAUAGGAUUGGCCUGAGAGUUCCUGAUAUCGACACAUUUGUGGAUAAUUUAAACAGUGUUGGCUAUCUACUCAAGAAGGGGCCAAAGAUGUAUCAGGUGCUGUCCUCAUCUUAUUCACGCAGCCAAUAAUCAAGGUUGAGGAGCUAAACUGCAGCAGCUCUAAAUUUAAAAAUCCAUUUAGGGGCCUCCUGGUCGAUGUUAUGAGGUCGGAUAAAGUCCCUGAUACCAUUCAUCCCAGAUAAAAGAUGUAGAGAGAGUUAGGCGAAAACAGUGCAGUUGACUGAUCAUACUUUGGUGUGAGCUUGGUCAAUCUUCAAUCAACUUUAUUCCUUGUUCUUAUGAACUUAAGAACAGCAAAAGAUGAGAACUAUAGAAGAUUUAUGAGAAUUAAAAAGCAACAGUGAAGAAGAGCAACAAAACCUUAAUGUUGAUCGAUAGCGAAUUAGAAAUUUUGUUGAAUAAACUCGGUGCAGAAUCCUUUUAUGUGGAGA
This is a messenger RNA of Juglans regia (Persian walnut), 2834 nucleotides long. Its product is annotated as probable DNA helicase MCM8. The transcript is spliced from 17 exons. NCBI's taxonomy places the organism in Eukaryota, Viridiplantae, Streptophyta, Magnoliopsida, Fagales, Juglandaceae. Gene Ontology annotation, cellular component: MCM complex; nucleus. Gene Ontology annotation, molecular function: single-stranded DNA binding; ATP hydrolysis activity; single-stranded DNA helicase activity. The record is from RefSeq and is a predicted model, not a curated record. Bases 112 to 2472 code for a protein of 786 amino acids.